Molecule: messenger RNA, 2130 nt
Organism: Acinonyx jubatus (cheetah)
Lineage: Eukaryota; Metazoa; Chordata; Mammalia; Carnivora; Felidae
Gene: REL
Product: REL proto-oncogene, NF-kB subunit
Exons: 10
Coding region: 298-2049 (583 amino acids)
Biological process (GO): non-canonical NF-kappaB signal transduction; innate immune response; canonical NF-kappaB signal transduction
Cellular component (GO): cytoplasm
Molecular function (GO): DNA-binding transcription factor activity, RNA polymerase II-specific; RNA polymerase II cis-regulatory region sequence-specific DNA binding
Source: RefSeq, a predicted model, not a curated record
CCUAGCUGUCCGCCCCUCGGCCUGGCUGGCCUGUGGCUCUGGCGGCGCUCCGCCCCCUACCCCUGGCUCCCGCACCUAGGAAGGGCGACUCUGGGUGAUCCGAACGCGAGAAUUAAGGGGGUGGGAAGGUGUGAGCCGCAAACUCCGAGGAGGGCGGGAAGGAGGAGGAGGCCCCGGGGGGUGAUCAGGGGAACAGGGGAUCCGUCGGCAGAGUCCGUCGGCCGCCGGACCGACGCGGGCUGAUCGCGGAGGUCUCGGGUCUGGACGCUUGGAGCGGGCGGCGCGGUGAGCGGAGCCAUGGCCUCCGGUGGGUAUAACCCAUGUAUAGAGAUAAUUGAACAGCCCAGGCAGAGGGGAAUGCGUUUUAGAUACAAAUGUGAAGGGCGGUCAGCAGGCAGCAUUCCAGGGGAGCACAGCACAGACAACAACCGAACAUACCCAUCUAUCCAGAUUAUGAACUAUUAUGGAAAGGGAAAAGUGAGAAUUACAUUAGUAACAAAGAACGACCCAUAUAAACCUCAUCCUCAUGAUUUAGUAGGAAAAGACUGCCGAGAUGGCUACUAUGAAGCAGAGUUUGGACAAGAACGCAGACCCUUGUUUUUUCAAAAUUUGGGUAUUCGAUGUGUAAAGAAAAAAGAAGUAAAAGAAGCUAUUAUAUCAAGAAUAAGGGCAGGAAUCAAUCCUUUCAAUGUUCCUGAACAACAGCUGCUUGAUAUUGAAGAUUGCGACCUCAAUGUGGUGAGAUUAUGUUUUCAAGUUUUCCUCCCUGAUGAACAUGGUAAUUUGACAACUGCUCUACCUCCUGUUGUCUCUAACCCAAUUUAUGACAACCGUGCUCCAAAUACUGCAGAAUUAAGGAUUUGUCGUGUAAACAAGAACUGUGGAAGUGUCAGAGGAGGAGAUGAAAUAUUUCUACUAUGUGAUAAAGUUCAGAAAGAUGACAUAGAAGUUCGGUUUGUGUUGAACGAUUGGGAAGCAAAAGGUAUCUUUUCACAAGCUGAUGUACACCGUCAAGUAGCCAUUGUUUUUAAGACUCCACCAUAUUGCAGAGCUAUAACAGAACCAGUAACAGUAAAAAUGCAGCUGCGGAGACCUUCUGACCAGGAAGUUAGUGAAUCCAUGGAUUUUAGAUAUCUGCCAGACGAAAAAGAUACUUAUGGCAAUAAAGCAAAGAAACAAAAAACAACUCUACUUUUCCAGAAACUGUGGCAAGAUUGUGUUAAUUUUCCUGAAAGACCUAGACCUGGUCUAGGAUCAACUGGAGAAGGACGAUUCAUCAAAAAAGAAUCCAACUUUUCUCAUGGUGCAGUUUUGACAGAUAUGUCCAGGACCUCAGGCAUUUCAAGCCAAGCAGACUCCUACUAUUCCUCGUCUGUGUCCAUCUCGAGUGCGUUGUCACAUCAUACUUCAGCCAUACCUGCAAUGGUAUCUCAGCCUUCAAGCUGGUCUUCAGGGGCCCACCCCACCUCACGCUCAGUCAACACAAAUCCACUGAGUAGUUUUUCAACGGGGACACUUUCCUCUAAUUCACAAGGUGUCUCACCAUAUCUGGAAAUACCUCUUGUGAGUGAUUUGAAUGCCUCUAAUGCUUGCAUUUAUAACAAUGCUAAUGACAUAGGCAGAAUGGAAGCAUCAUCCAUGUCAUCAGCUGAUUUAUAUGGUAUUUCUGAUGCCAACAUGCUACCGAAUUGCCCUGUGAAUAUGAAUGACAGCAUGAGGGAGUCUGAUAAUCCAAGACUUGUGAGCAUGAAUCUUGAAAACCCCUCAUGUAAUUCAGUGUUAGACCCGAGAGACUUGAGACAGCUCCAUCAGAUGUCCUCUUCCAGUCUGUCAGCAGGCGCCAGUUCCAGUACUACGGCUUUUGUUGCACAGUCCGAGGCAUUUGAGGGAUCUGAUUUCAAUUGUACAGAUAACAGUAUGAUGAAUGAGUCAGGGCCAUCAAACGGUACUAAUCCAAACAGUCAUGGCUUUGUUCAUAGUCAGUAUUCGGGUAUUGGCACUAUGCAGAGUGAGCAAUUGAGCGACUCAUUCGCGUUUGAAUAUUUUUAAGGUAACUUGUGCGAUUUAAAUGGUUACUCAAGAUUUAAAUCCUUUGACAUGUUUGUAACCAUUUUUAUGUUACCUAUAUAG